AUGUCGCAACGCUCAACCAGACACUCUCGCGGAAAGAAAGGCUACGAUAGACGACAAGAAGCAAGAUCACGGCCAUAUGACCGCGAACGGCCCAGUCGGCCGGAAGAUACGCGGCGGUACAACGAUCGCAACCAUUACGGACGCGAUGCGCCGCGUCGCAAUGAGGACGACCGCAGCAGAGAGGAGUACCGCUCUAAGAGACGAGCUGAUAAAUCGCGUUCUCGCUCAAGAGAACGCGGAAGUCCUGCUCGGCCAACAUAUCGACCAUUGCACGAUGUAAAGCCUACCGAUUCUCCAGCAAAGGAUGCUGCCAUGACCACAGAACCUGAGGAGAAUGCUGAAGAAGACGAGGAUGCUAGAGAGAUGGCUGCCUUGAUGGGGUUCGCAGGCUUCAGCACGACAAAAGGCGCUCACGUCACUGGCAAUGGUGCUGCUGGUGCAGUUGCCAAAGCAGAGAAGCGUGUUGAGUAUCGACAGUACAUGAACAGAAAAGGCGGGUUCAACAGGCCGCUCGACGACAAGAGUGCUGUUUGA
Molecule: messenger RNA, 534 nt
Organism: Protomyces lactucae-debilis
Lineage: Eukaryota; Fungi; Ascomycota; Taphrinomycetes; Taphrinales; Protomycetaceae
Exons: 2
Coding region: 1-534 (177 amino acids)
Biological process (GO): RNA splicing
Cellular component (GO): precatalytic spliceosome
Source: RefSeq, a predicted model, not a curated record